AUGACUACAACAACCACAACAACUACAACAACUUACCAGCCAGGUAUUUCAAAUAAAUCAUAUGGUCACAACACCUAUCAAAAUCAAUAUAAUAAUUAUAAUGGCAAAUCUUUACAAAAUAUACAUUUAAAACCAAAUGGAAUAAAUUUAAGUGCCAGUGGAGAGUUAGAACCUGGUCAAUAUAUUGAAGAUAUUAAUAAAAAAAAUAAUAAAUUAAAUAGUAGUUCAAAAUAUAGUAGUAGUAGUAGUGGUAGUAGUAGAAGAAGGAAUAGGAGUCCAUCAAGAAGCCGAAGUAGAUCAAGAUCUAGAAGUAUAUGUAGAUGUAGAGUACGUUGUAAAGGUAGAUGUCAAACUUCAAGUAGUAGAUAUAAAUCUAGUAGUAAAUCAAAUGGUAAAUCAUUGAGAAGUGGUGGCCGUAGUGGUUAUAGAAGUUAUAGUAGAUCAAGAUCAAGAAGUAGGAGUAGAUCAAGAAGUGGUGAUAGUAGAUCAAGAUCAAGAUCAUUGAGAAGUAGAAGUAGAAGUUAUUCAACAAGUCAAAGUAGAUCACCAAGAAAUAGUUUAAAUGGCAACAGAAAAAGAUCAAGAUCAAAUUCGAGAUCGAGUAGAAGCCACAGUAGAUCAAGAAGUAGAAGCAGAUCAAGAAGAUACUCUACUAGUAAGAAAUAUAGAUCACCAAGGGAUAAAAAAAGAGAUAGAAGCCGUAGUAGAUCAAGAUCUAGAAGCUUUACACCGGAUAGAAAUAAAAAUAAAUAUAAUAAUGGAAAAUCUUCUCUAAGAAAUAGCCAGCAGCAAAUUCCACAACAACCUCCUGCCCCACCUCCGUUGCCCCCAACACCAACUUUAAAAGAACAAAUGAUGGAUAUGGAUGUAGAACCAACAAAUAAUACAACUAGUUCAAAUAAUACAAAUAAUAGCAGUGGUAAUAGUAGUACAAAUAAUACCGGUGAUAAUAGUAAUAGUUCAAUUAGUGAUAAUAAUAAUAAUGAUAACAAUAAUACAAACAAUACAAAUAAUAGUGAUGGUAACAAUAAUAAUAAUAAUAAUAACAAUAAUAAUAGCAAUAAUAACAAUAACAAUAGUUUAAAUAGUAAUGAAAGUUCUCCACAAGAGCAGCAGCAACAACAAAGCUCUCCAAUUAAAUCAAAAAGUUUUUCAGAUAAUGAAGAGGAAGAAGAACAAGAGGAGGGAAGUAUUAGCCCAAUAAGAGAACCAUCACCCAAAAUUGGUAAAUACCAACAAGAAGAUAUAUCGUUUUUAGAAAAAGAAUGGAGAUUAAUUGAAAAAGAGCGUAGCAAUAGUAGUCUUGAUGAAGAAAUGUUUUGUACUGAUGAAAUCGAGAUGGGAGUUUAUUCUUCACCAACUAGCUCAUCAACAACAUCUACUUCAAGUCAAACUAAAAUUAGCUCAUCAUCACCAAUAAAAUCAAGUGUCGCUUUAAAUAGUAACAAAGAUGGAAAGAGAGCAAAGAAUAGAAUUUCAAAAGAUUUUCAAAUUGUGCAAACAGAACCAAUUGAUGUAUCAAAAAUUAAAAAAUAUAAAUCUUUGUUGUGUGGUGAUGGAUGGUUUUAUAAAGGUGACAAUCCUACUCAAAAAGAACCUUGUUUAAAUUGGAUUUUUACAGACUCUGGACCCCCUGUUGAUCCAAGAAAAAACAGGAACUAUAUAAAUGUUAGAUAUGUUUACGAUUCCGAUAAAAGAUAACAAUAAUCAUAAUUUUAAAUCGGAGGGUCAAUUUUAAUAGUAAAAAAAAAAAAAAAUAGAAAAAAAAAAAGUAACUCUUUUGUUAGCUGUUACUAUUAUAUAAAUAAAGAAUAUAUUUAUAAAAUAAAUAUAUUUAAAUUAAUAAAAAAAAAGUUUUUAUUAUAUGACAU
Messenger RNA from Dictyostelium purpureum, 1871 nucleotides. RefSeq lists its product as uncharacterized. The coding region runs from base 1 to 1701 and encodes 566 amino acids. The transcript is spliced from 2 exons. The record is from RefSeq and is a predicted model, not a curated record. Lineage: Eukaryota; Evosea; Eumycetozoa; Dictyosteliales; Dictyosteliaceae.